AUGGCGAUCUACCGCAAAGCGGAGAUCUUCCGCCGCCAAACGGGCAACUUGGAUCUGAUCGUUGACAUGUACAACCGCGUACACACAACGCUCUUACCCGUCGAGCGACCGCUGGUGAAGGCGCAUCUGGACAAGAUUGACCAGAUUCUGGCACGUGGCAUUCGGUCGCUCAACUGGAAAUCCCAUGGCAUUGAUAUGUUUCUGAAAGACUCGAUGACCGACGUGCACGAAGCGACUGCCCUUCUCGAUGCAAUGAAGAGCCACAUGACGCGUGUGCAAGAGCUGCUCGAGAGCUGGUGCUACGGGACGCUCUUUGAGCGCCGGAGCAAGCCCAUGAGUGUGACCGAGUUCGACGAGAGCCAAGCACCGACACGAUUGGCCAAGUACCAGCAGAUCAAAGAGGGCGGGAACGAGAUCCACCGGCUCUUGAAAGAUACGCUCAAGAAGCUCAAGGUGAGCCAGGGGUCGCCCGAUUGGCGCGCGUACGUCGACUUUAUCAACGGCAUUGUCGAAGACGGGUUGACCAAAGUCGUGUUGAACUCGCUUCAGUACCUCGGGUCGCAGCUCGACCCGACCACGAUCGAGACGCACGAUCUGACGCCGCUGCUCGAGAUCGAGCUCGACUUGUACGGCAAGGACAUUGUGUUUGCGCCGCCAAUCGGCAGUGCGCCGUCCAAAGUCGGCAUCAAGGACGUCGCUGGUCGCUGGAUCGAAGGCAUACUGCACAUUACAACGCUCUUCAAGCGGCUCGACACGUCCGACGGCACCUAUCUCAAGGAGCUCCGUGAACAUCCCCAAGUGCAAAAAUGCAUCGCCGACAUUGUCACGAGCUGCAAUACCCAAGAAGCCAUUUGCCUCCAAUACAAGAAGGACCUGAUGAAGUACGAGUACCUCUGGAGCACGGACCUCAACGCGAUGUUCAGUACCUUCUUGGCAUCGGCGUGGGUGCCCUCGGACGCGCCGCCGCCCGAUCGAGCCAGUGUCGACAUGUCGGGCCCUAACCUCGACUUGGCACAGUUUGAUGAGAAAAUUCGGCUCUACCUCGGCCUUCAGAACGAGAUCAGCGAGGCCAAGCACUCGCGGGACAUUUGCUUUGUGCGUGUCAACUCGCUCCCGAUCAAGCAAGCGCUUAGCACGUGGGUCACGAAAUGGGUCUACAUGUUUACGCAGUUUCUGCACGACCGCGUCAUCAACCAGCUCACGUGGAUGGACGACUUUGUCCUGCGCGUCACGAGCGGUCUCGAGCGCGACGUGAGCGACACCAACGCGCUCAUGGCCGUCAUGGGCCACAUCCAGGACGUCCGACGCCUCAUGCAGCUCAAACAAGUUCAGUUUGGGCCACUGCGCGACACCGUCGCCCUCCUCAAGACGCACGGCAUCAACCUCGAUGCGUCCUAUGUCGGAAAGGAGACGGCGAUUUCGUGUCUGGAGCAGGCGCCAAUGCGAUGGGACAACAUGGUCAACAAGACCUUCAAGAAGAAAGAACUGAUUGCGCCGAUCCAAAACCACGCCGUCGAGGCCAUCAAGCUCGAACUCGGCGUCUUUAACAAACGCGUGUCCGCGUUCCGGGACGAAUUUGUGCAGAAAGCGCCGUUCAGCUACGACGCCCUUGUACUCGACUCCUGUGCGUUCGAUGUGGUCGUUGCGAAAGCCAAUGAUGCGCUAUCGACCGUCGAUGCCAAGCUGCUCGACAUGGAGACCGAGGCGCGGCGGCUCCGGAAUCUCGAGGACAUGUUUGAGCUGGCGUCCAUGGCAUUCGAGGGGCUUGAGACGUGCCGUAGCGACUUGGCUCUCCUCACGCGCGUGUGGCAGCUUCUCGAUGAGAACGCCAUGACCUUCUACACGUGGCAAGCGCUGCUGUGGGAAGAUGCAUCAAUUGACGCACUCCUCGAUGUCGUGCGCACCAAGACGAGCCUUCUGCUCAAGUGCCCGUUGCGCGUCCGCGACUGGCCCAUCUACAAGACCGCCGAGACGAAUUUGCGCCAAAUGGGCGCAUCGCUGCCGCUCAUUGAGAUCCUCCACUCGUCGGCGAUGCGCGAGCGCCACUGGAAGAGCUUAUUGCAAGUCACGAAACCGCGCAACCACGCCAACUGGGCGAUUCCAACCAGCAGCAUCGACAGCAGUUUGCAUCUCGAAGACCUCUUCAAGCUCGACUUGUACCGAUUCGAGACCGAAGUGCAAGACAUUGUUGAAAUGGCCAACCGCGAGCUCAAGAUCGAGUCGGACCUCGCCCACAUUGCGAAUGUGUGGGCCAAUUGGAGCCUCGCGGUGGUGCCGUACGCGAAUGGAACCCAAGUGCUCCAGGCGUCCCAGACCGACGCCAUCAUCGAGACGCUGGAAGAGCAACAACUGCUUCUGCAGACGAUGGCGGGCCUCGGCAAAUUCGUCGAGUACUUUCGCGACAAGGUCCUCGAUUGGCAACAGACCCUUGGCAAUGUCGAGAGCGUGCUCAAGCUCUGGUUCACGGUGCAGCAGACGUGGCUCUCGCUCGAACGCAUCUUUCUGAGCUCUCAAGACAUUCGUCUCCAGUUGCCGCAAGAGACCAAGCGCUUUGAAGCGGUGGAUGCGACGCUAAAGGAGCUCUACACCGAUGUCCAAGCCCACUUGGGUAUUCUGCAGGCGUGUGCGGGCGACAACGACCGCGAAAACGUCCUGCGUGACAUUCAUGCCGAGCUCGAAGUGUGCCAGAAAGCGCUCAACCAGUACCUCGAUGCGAAGAAGGAUGUGUUCCCGCGCUUCUAUUUUGUCUCGAACGCGGCGCUCCUUGACAUCCUCUCGCACGGAAACGACCCGCUCAAGAUCCAGCCGCACCUUGGCGACUGCUUUGACGGCAUUCGCGUGCUCAAUUUCGAGCCAAAUGCGUCGCCGCUCUCGGCCAUCGCGGUCACGUCCAAGGAAGGCGAAGUCGUUGGGUUUCCAUCGCCCUUUACGAUCGCCAAUGGGACACCCGUCGAGAUCUGGCUCAACGACCUCCUUCUCAUGAUGCAGCUCAUGCUCAAGACCAUUGUGCACAACGCGCUCGAGGCGUCGUCGGCAUGGGGAUUGGACGUCGCGCGGUAUGCGUGGGUCAUGGACUACCCCGCGCAAAUGAGUCUGCUCGGGUCGCAGAUUGUGUGGACCGAAGAGACCGAGUCGGCGUUCGAAGAGCUCGAGGGCGGCCAAGAAGACGCUUUGAAAAAGUACCUCGACACGUGCCACGCCCGCCUCGACGACCUCAUCACGCUCGUGCAAGGCGACAUGGCCCGCCUUGAUCGCAUGAAGGUCAUCACGGUCAUCACGGUCGACGUCCACGCGCGGGACGUCAUUGCAUCGCUUGUCGCGAAGAAGGUGUCGUCGGCCCUCGACUUUACGUGGCAGUCCCAGCUGCGCUACUACUAUCUCGAGCCGCAAACGACGCCACACGUUGCGAUCCGCCUCUGCGAUUUCCGAGCCACGUAUUCGUACGAGUACAUUGGCAACUGCGGCCGCCUCGUCAUUACGCCGUUGACCGACCGCUGCUACGUCACCAUGACCACCGCGCUGCGAUUGCACUUGGGCGGCGCGCCUGCGGGCCCCGCGGGUACCGGCAAGACCGAGACCACGAAAGACCUCGCGCGCGGCAUGGGAUUGAUGUGCUACGUCUUCAACUGCUCGGACCAAAUGAACUACCAAACGAUGGCCGACAUCUUUCGCGGCUUGUCGCAAACCGGCGCGUGGGGCUGUUUUGACGAAUUCAACCGCAUCAACGUCGAAGUGCUCUCCGUGGUCGCGACCCAAGUCAAGACCGUGCUCGAUGCGAUCACGUGGCUCGCCCUGCCAGCGAACCGCGACGCCGACUUUCAAGGCGCGCCGGCGGGCACACCGCCCGUAAAAGUCGGCAGCUUUCUCUUUGCUGGAAAGAAGAUCAUGCUUGUGCCCACGGUCGGCUUCUUCAUCACGAUGAACCCGGGCUACGCGGGGCGCACCGAAUUGCCCGAGAAUUUAAAGGCCCUUUUCCGGUCCUGUGCGAUGAUUCGACCGGACGUCCAGCCGAUUUGCGAAAACAUGCUCAUGUCCGAGGGGUUUCUGCACGCGCGCACGCUCGCCAAGAAAUUUGUGACCUUGUACCAGCUCAGCUCGGAGCUCCUCUCGAAACAAGUGCACUACGACUGGGGCCUCCGCGCCGUCAAAUCCGUGCUCCUCGUUGCCGGGAGUCUCAAGCGGGCCGACCCGACGUGCGACGAGGACACGAUUCUGCUGCGUGCGCUGCGGGAUUUCAACCUCCCAAAGCUCCCGACGCGCGAUGUGCCCACGUUCAUGGGUCUUCUCCACGACCUCUUUCCCGCCUGCGUCGCCGGCGAUGCCCCGUCGGGCGACCCAAACAUUCGGGCGAGCUGCGCGUCGGUCUGCGUCGCCCACGGUCUUCAGCCCGAAGAGCUCUUUGUCAAGAAGGUGGCUGACUUUGAUCAGCUCCUCAAGGUUCGCCACUCGGUCAUGCUGCUCGGGCCGGCGGGCUCGGGCAAGACGACCAUCUGGCGCACGCUCGCGCUCGCCGUCAACGCCGGCCAGCCCAAACCGCUCGUGGUCUACGAAGCCAUCAAUCCCAAGAGCGUCUCGUCCGACGAGCUGUACGGGUACAUGACGCUCAGCCGCGACUGGAAGGACGGUGUCCUCUCGAUCGUCAUGCGCAACAUGAGCAAGGAGGUGGCGCCGUACACAGCCCACCAGCGCGGCAAGUGGGUCGUCCUCGACGGCGACAUUGAUGCGGUCUGGAUUGAGAGCAUGAACACGGUCAUGGACGACAACAAGGUGCUCACGCUCGUCUCGAACGAGCGCAUUCCGCUCACCGAGUCGAUGCGCAUGGUCUUUGAGGUCCACUCGCUCGUCAAUGCAACACCGGCGACCGUCUCGCGCGCUGGUAUCCUCUUCCUCAACGACACCGACGUCGGAUGGAUGCCGUUCGUCGACUCGUGGGCGAGCAAGCGCAAGGACGCCGCGCUCUGGUCGGCGCUCUUCCGAAAGCACGCCGACGGGUUUUUCCAAGUGCUCGCCGAGCACAAGAAGGAGCUGUGCAGUAUGGUGCCCACGAGUGCGAUCGCGAUGAUGACGACGCUCUGCAAGCUCCUCGACGGCUUCACAGCGCGCACGCCCGACGCCGCCCCCGACGUGCUCGAAAAUGUCUUUUGUUUUGUGCGCCAGGCCAUCAAACCGUUCUUCAAGCCGUCGCACGCACUCAGCGACGAUGCAAAUGCCGUCUCUGUCUUUGAUUUGCGGCUCUCGCUCGAGACGAACGAGUUUGUGCCGUGGGCCGACGUUGUUCCCUCGAGCAGCUUCGUGUUUGGCGACACGCCAGUCUACAACGUCGUCGUGCCGACAGUCGAGAGCACGCGUUUAGGCUUCCUCUUGGAGCUGCUUUUGCCCGGCCAGACACCGGUGAUGUUCGUGGGCGGCCCGGGCACUGGCAAAACCACGAUGAUGGCCGAGUGCCUACGGCACAAGGAAGACCAACUGGUCGCCAACAUUGGGCUGCACUACUACACGGACGCCGCGCGGCUGCAAGCCGAGCUGGAGACACAUGUCGAGAAGCGAUCGGGGCGCAUUUUCGGGCCGCCGCGGCAGUCGCACCUCGUGUACUUCUUGGACGACCUCAACUUGCCGUUUGUGGAAAUGUACGGCACGCAAACCCACGCCGAGCUGCUUCGGCAGUACAUGGACUAUGGCGGCUGGUACGACCGGCACGAGGUCGGCUCCAAGAAAACGAUGCAAGACGUCCAGUUUGUCGCGUGCAUGAACCACAAGGCCGGGUCUUUUGGCAUCAACCCCCGCCUCCAGCGGCACUUUGCCACCUUUGGCGUGCUCUUCCCGACACGGUCCGAGUGCGCGUCGCUCUUUGGCGCGCUCUGGCACCACCACAUGAGCCACUUUAGUGACGCAGUCAAGAAAAUGGCGCCCGGCCUUCUCGCCGCCACCAUGGAUCUGCAUGCGGACUUGCGCGAGCACUUUGUACCAACGGCCAUCAAGCCUCACUACAGCUUUAGCUUACGGGACCUCGGGCUGCUGUUCCAGGGUCUUCUCGCGACCAAGCCAGAGUUGUUUGCAACCACGUUGAAAAUGGGCCGGUUUUGGCUGCACGAGUGCGCCCGCGUGUUCAGCGAUCGGCUUGUCUCGACGGCCGAAGUCGUCCGGUUCCACGAGCUCCUCUUGGAGCAUGCGAAGAAGCACCUCGAAGACGACGCGGCCGAGCUCAGCGCGCAGCCCAACCUCUUUACGCGACUGCCACACGAAGUCGACGGCGUUGUCUCGUACCCACCGAUGCCAGUCCACGAUCGCAACGAGCUCCAACGGACGCUGCAAGCGUGCUUGCACGCGUACAACGAGACCGCCGCGGUCAUGAACCUCGUGCUCUUUGAAGCGGCGAUGGACCACGUCGUGCGCAUCCUCCGUGUGCUCAGCAUGCCCCGGGGCCAUCUCAUGCUCAUUGGCGUCGGCGGCUCGGGGAAGCAGUCGCUGACGAAGCUAGCGACGUUCAUUUGCCAGUACCCGCUCCUGCAGCUCUGUGUCAAGACCACAUAUGGCACGAACGAGCUCAUUGAAGACAUCAAGGACGUCGUGCGCCGGGCCGGUGUCAAGCCCGGUCUGCCGCUUGUGCUGCUUUUGACCGACUCGCAGAUUGUCGACGAGACGUUUUUGAUCUACCUCAAUAUGCUCAUUGCAGGCUCGUCGGCUCUCGCAGACCUCUUUGGUACCGAAGAAAUGGACACAAUUCUGGGCUCGCUGCGCGCCGAAGCCAAGGCCAACAGCAUUCCCGACGCCCGCGACCACAUGGUGUCGUUCUUCUUGGACCGGGUCCGCGCCAACUGCCACGUCGUCCUGGCGUGUUCGCCUGUGCACCCAAACUUCCGCAUCCGGCUUCGGCGCUUUCCCGCGCUCAUUCAAUGCGCGGCCAUCGACUGGUUCCACCCGUGGCCCAAAGACGCACUCGUGAGCGUGAGCACGUCGUUUCUGAGCGACUUGGCGUGGCCAUCGCUCGCGAUUGCCGAUAACGUCAGCCAUCACAUGGCCGAAGUGCACACGUCGGUCAUCGCCGCCUCGGUCCAGUUCAAAGCCGCGCUUGGUCGCUACAACUAUGUGACGCCGACGUCGUUCUUGGAACUCAUUUUUUUCUACAAAAAACUGUUGAGUGCCAAACGCAAGUCGGUCGCACAGCUCAUCCAGCGCCUCGACGUGGGCCUCCGGACGCUCAAGAAGACGGCCGACGACGUCGAGCAGCUCCAGCGCGAUCUCAAAGCCACGAUGAAGCGCGUCGACGAGCGCAAGAAAGCGACCGACACACUCCUCGAACAAAUGGGCCGGCAGCGCAACGACGCCCAAAUCAAGCAGCGCCGAGCCGACGAAGAGAAGGAGAAGGCGACGCAGGCCGCCGAGAUGGCGACCAAAAUCGAGCGCCAAGCCAUGACGGAGCUCGAGAUUGCGCAGCCCGCGUUGAGAGCCGCGCAGGACGCCGUCAACUGCCUCAACAAGGCGAGCUUGACCGAGCUCAAGUCGAUGCAAAAGCCACCUGCGGGCGUCGACAAAGUCACCACCGCCGUGCUCAUGAUGCUCAAGCUCGAGACCAAGAACUUUUCGUGGGACAACGCCAAGAAAAUGAUGGCCAAAGUCGAUGCGUUCAAGGUCGCGCUGGAGCAGUACGACAAGGAUGCGAUUCCGCCCGAGGUCGCCGCGCGCGUCGAGCCGAUUUUGGACGACCCCAACUUCAAUUUUGAAAAAAUGAAGGCCAAGUCGGUCGCCGCCGCCAACCUCUGCACGUGGGUCAUCAACAUCAUGGCUUACCACAAGGUCUACGUCAAAGUCAAGCCGCUCAUGGAUGCGCUCGAGGAGAGUCGAAAGGUCAAGCUCGAUGCGGACGCGGCCCUCGAGACGGUCCAGGCCAUGGUGCGCGAAGUUGAAGCCCAGCUCGCGGCGCUUCAAGCCUCGUUUCGCGAGGCGACCAACGAGAAGGCCAAGGUGGAAGCCGAAGCGCGCGCGUGCCAAGACCGGCUGGGGCUCGCCGAGCGGCUCGUGAGCGGCCUCGCGUCGGAGAACGAGCGCUGGAAACGCGAAGUGGACGUGCUCAAGGUCGGCGAAGCGUGUCUCGUUGGCGAUGUGCUCCUCGCAGCAGCGUUUGUGAGCUACAUUGGAGCUUUCGACGCGUCCUUCCGCGUCCAGCUCUGGAAACAAGUGUGGCUGCCCGACUUGGCGGCGCGCGAGAUCCCCAUCAGUCUUCGACCGAGCAGUGAUGAGAAGGCGCCAACGUUGGACCCAAUCUCGACGCUUUGCGACGACUCGGCGAUUGCGCACUGCGAGCGCUGGCCGCUGCUGAUUGACCCGCAGCUGCAGGGCCUCACGUGGCUCCGCUCCAAAGAGAUGCAGCGAACGCUCGCCGAAGCGAGCAACGCCAACUCCAACACGUCGCUGGACGCAAAUCGAGCGUCCGAGUCCCCAACCAAGAAGGCGGACGCCAAAGCCAAACUCGCAAAACGCCGGAGCAACAACUUGGAACUGGGCAAGCGGAGCAACCCCAACGCAAAGACUUCGAGCAGCACCGCACACAGCAACGCGCCAGCCACCGAUCGACCGCCACUGAGCUUCGUCGUCUUGAAUCCGUCGCAAAAGAACUGGCGCAAGCUGCUCGAACAAGGCAUCACGGACGGCGCGACCGUUCUUCUCGAGAAUUUAGGCGAGACGCUGGAUGUGAUGCUGGAGCCGAUCCUCAUGCGGCAGAUCCACCGCAAGGGCAAGUCGUGGUUUGUCAAGCUCGGCGGCGACGACAUCGAGUACGAUACAAAGUUUCGGCUGUUUCUGCACACCAAGCUGUCCAACCCGCACUACCGACCAGAGAUCGUCGCUCACUGCACGCUCAUCAACUUUAUCGUGACGGAGCGCGGGCUCGAAGACCAGCUCCUCGCCCAAGUCGUCAACCGCGAGCAGCCCGUGCUCGAAACGGAGAAGCAGGCGCUGGCGCAGCAGUUCAACAAGUACAAGAUCCAGCUCCUGGAGCUCGAGAACCAGCUCUUGGAGCGACUCGCGAACGCACCUGACGACAUUCUCUCGGACGUGCCGCUCAUCGAGUCGCUCGAGGCGACAAAGAUGACGGCCACGGAUGUCAACUCGGCGAUUGUGCGCGGGAAGGAGACCGAGCGCGUCAUCAACGACGCGCGCGAGGUGUACCGGCCGAUCGCAGAGGAAGGGGCGAUGAUCUUCUUCAUCAUGGUGCUCCUCUGCCAGAUCAACCCGAUGUACCAGUACUCGCUCGACGCCUUCCUCGUCUUUUACUACAAGGCCAUGGACGCCGUGCCGCACACUGCGAGUGUCACGGACGCCCACGAACGCGUCGCGCUAUUGCGCAAGUCGGUGCUCCUCACGCUCUUCACCAUGGUCAGCCGGGGUCUCUUUGAAGAGCACAAGUUUCUCUUCUUGACGCAGCUCACGUUUGCGCUCCUCAAGCGUGGCGCGAUCGGCGACUGGAGCGGCUACAGCGACGACCAUUUACGCUUUUUUCUUCGCGCGCCCAAGAUCGUCGGCGAUGAGAACGCGAUCGAGUGGCUCACCGACUCUCAGUGGCAAAUGCUACAAGCGCUGAUCCAGGUCGAGGGGUUCGAGCGCUUCGCAGCCGACCUCGUCGAGAGCGAAGCGCGGUUCCGGGAGUGGUACAACUCGGCGACGCCCGAGACCGAGAAACUCCCACUCGACUGGCGCGAGCUCGACAAGACGCCCUUCCUCAAGCUCCUCGUGCUCCGCUGUCUCCGCGGCGACCGGCUCGUGGUUGCGCUGCAUCAGUUUAUUGGCGCGGUGCUACCCAAUGCGUCCCAGUACCUCAACUGCGACGCGCAGUUCAACGCGUACCAAGUGCUCCAAGACGCGUUCCAGCAGUCGAGCCCGUCGACACCGCUGUACUUUAUCCUCUCGCCCGGCACGGACGUCGUCGUCAACGUCGACAAGCUCGCCGCCGGCGCCGCCAAGCGCAAAGGGAUCGAGUACCACAACAUUAGCUUGGGCCAAGGCCAAGAGACGAUUGCGAUGGCUGCGCUCGCCGAGGGGGCUGCCAGCGGCCACUGGAUCCUUCUCAACAACGUGCACUUGAUGCCGCAGUGGCUCCUCGAGCUCGACAAGUGGCUGGCCAACCUUGAGCCCGAGUCUGGUCGCGUGCACAAGGAAUUCCGCGUCUUCAUUUCGUCGGAUCCGUCGCCGCGCAUUCCGAUUGGCGUCUUGGACAAGGCGAUCAAGCUCACGAACGAGCCACCGACGGGGCUGAAAGCGAAUGUCAAGCGCGCGCUCUGUGCGUUCUCAAAAGCGUACGUCGACGAUCUCGAGCCGCGCACCCGCGGUAUCCUCUUUGGCAUGUGUUACUUUCAUUCGAUCAUGCUCGAGCGCAAGCGGUUUGGUGCCCAGGGGUUCAACAUGAAGUACCCGUUUGCGGCCGGCGAUUUAAUUGCAAGUGCAACGGUGCUCGGCAAUUACAUGGAAAACGCACCGACGCGCGUCCCGUGGCCCGACUUGCGCUACCUCUUCGGCGAGAUCAUGUACGGAGGUCACAUCGUCAACGACGUUGACCGGCUCGUCUGCAACACGUACCUGGCUUACUUUUUACGCGACGAGCUCCUCGACGAACUCGGCAUGUUCCCGUACCUCGACGACGGCGACGAUGUCAAGCUCUUUACCGCGCCCAAGCUCAACGCGACACUGGAUCGCAUGCUCGAGCACGUCGAGCUGACGCUACUGGGGGACUCGCCACUCGCGUUUGGGCUGCACCCGAAUACAGACAUCAAAUUCUCCACGGAAGCGAGCGAGAGUCUCCUGCAGGGCACGCUGCUCCUCGGCGCCCUGCCGUCGGCGCCGGCGACCGACGUGGUUGCGUCGUCCUCGACCGAUACGAUGCAGAGCAUUGCCGAAGGCAUCUUGCAAGACGUGCUAGAAACCUACCGCGAGCUGCGCCUCGACGUCUCGGAUGUGCUCACCGGCGGCGACCUCUCGCCGUACCAGACGGUCUUUGUGCAAGAGUGUGAACGCAUGAACGUGCUUCUGGAACACAUGACCAAGACCUUGGCCGAGCUCGAUUUGGGCUUUCGGGGCGACCUGACCAUGACGGAAGCGAUGGAAGCGCUGCAAGAGCACUUGUACCUCGAUCGCGUCCCGACGUCGUGGCAAGCAGUGGCCUACCCGAGUCUCCGGUCGCUCUCGCCGUGGCUGGCCGACCUCGAGCGACGCUUGUCGCAGCUGCAAGAGUGGGCGGGCGUAGGUGCUGAGAUUCCGAUUGCGAUCUGGCUGCCCGGCUUUUUCAACCCCCAGUCCUUCUUGACCGCCGUGCUCCAAACGACCGCCAAGAAAACGUCGGUGGAGCUCGACAAGCUCAGCAUCGUGACAGACAUCACCAAGCGCACGCUCGACGCCCUCGACGCGCCGAGCCGCGACGGGCAGUUUGUCUAUGGGCUCUCUCUCGAAGGCGCGCGCUGGGACAUGGGCUCGGGCGUUAUUGACGUGAGCCAUCCCAAGGAGAUGAGCUGCCAAAUGCCCAUCAUCAACAUCCGCGCCGUCUUGGCGACAGGACUCGCCGCGGCCAACAUUUUCGAGUGCCCCGUCUACCGCACGCAGCAGCGCGGCCCGACGUAUAUUUGCACGGCGCAGCUGCGAAGCAAGGCCCCGCCCGCCAAGUGGGUCCUCGCGGGUGCCGUCCUCGUGCUCGAAGUCGUGUAA
Messenger RNA from Saprolegnia parasitica CBS 223.65, 11688 nucleotides. RefSeq lists its product as hypothetical. Lineage: Eukaryota; Oomycota; Saprolegniomycetes; Saprolegniales; Saprolegniaceae. Gene Ontology annotation, biological process: microtubule-based movement. The transcript has 12 exons. Bases 1 to 11688 code for a protein of 3895 amino acids. Gene Ontology annotation, cellular component: dynein complex. The record is from RefSeq and is a predicted model, not a curated record. Gene Ontology annotation, molecular function: dynein intermediate chain binding; minus-end-directed microtubule motor activity; dynein light intermediate chain binding.